Odontomachus brunneus is the source of this 1505-nucleotide messenger RNA. RefSeq names its product protein phosphatase methylesterase 1. Gene Ontology annotation, biological process: protein demethylation. Gene Ontology annotation, molecular function: protein methylesterase activity. NCBI's taxonomy places the organism in Eukaryota, Metazoa, Arthropoda, Insecta, Hymenoptera, Formicidae. The record is from RefSeq and is a predicted model, not a curated record. The coding region runs from base 202 to 1356 and encodes 384 amino acids. The transcript is spliced from 8 exons.
UCACACCUCAGAUUUUAUCUGAGUUCUGAGCAAUUUAGCAGUGACGUUCAGAAGUGUCAUAUGUGUUUCUCGCGUUCUUUUUUAGCCUUCACGUUUUUAAUCGCAACGCUGAGUGUUUUCUCCUUGACUUUCAUAUGUAACUGCAGUUAAAGAUACGAGCAUUGUUCUCGAGAAAUCAUAGACAUCUGUAAUACAAUUAACAUGUCUGCUCUUCAAAAAUCAAUUUUAAAAUCCAGACUACCACCAUCGGCUGUCAAUUUUUCAGCAUUAAAUUCCAGGAUUAACAAAUUGAAAGGAGCUCAACGAAAAAGAGACUAUGAUCCAGUACAGUGGAAUCCAUACUUUGAUUAUUCUAAAGAUGUAUUGGUGGGGCAGAAUACUUUUCAUGUUUAUAUCAAAGGCACAGAAGGGCCCUUGUUAGUUUUAUUACAUGGUGGUGGUUACAGUGGUUUAACAUGGGCAGAACUUACAAAAUCUAUUAUGACAAUGGUGUUAUGUAGAGUUAUGGCAAUUGAUCUUAGAGGUCAUGGGGAUACUUAUACUACAAAUGAUGAGGAUUUGUCUGUGGAUACUUUAGCAUCGGAUGUUGCAGCUGUUGUAGAUAUAAUUGAACCUGAAACUCCAAUAAUACUAGUUGGUCACAGCAUGGGUGGAGCAGUAGCUGUAAGAGCAGCUCAACUAAUUCCAAAUUUAUAUGGAUUAGGAGUUAUAGAUGUUGUAGAAGGCACAGCAAUGGACGCGUUAGCUUCCAUGCAAAGCUUUUUAAGAUCUCGACCGUCUAGUUUUAGCACCAUAUCACAAGCUAUAGAAUGGUGUGUGCGUAGUGGACAGAUUCGUAACAUACAGUCUGCGAAGGUUUCGGUUCCUGGACAGAUAAAAAACAUUGAAACUAGCAAAUUAGCAACUCAUGAUAUUGAUACAUUGUCAACCCAAUACACGUGUGAAUCUAAUCCAGAACCAGUUAUACCACGAGAUGAUAUUAUCCAAGAAGAAGAUUCGUCCAGUAUGCCGCCACCUGUGUCUCCUACUGUUCCUGCCAACAGAAAGUACGUAUGGAGAAUAGAUUUGGCAAAGACAGAGCAACACUGGUUUGGCUGGUUUAAAGGAUUGUCGACGGCAUUUUUGAAUGUUUCGGCACCAAAAAUGUUGUUAUUAGCAGGAGUUGAUAGACUAGAUCGCGAGCUUACCGUAGGACAGAUGCAAGGUAAAUUUCAAAUGCAAGUACUGCCUGCGUGUGGGCACGCGGUUCACGAAGAUGUGCCGGAUAAAGUGGCAGAAGCUAUAGCUACAUUCAUGGUUAGGCAUAAGUUCGCGGAGCCAGCAUCGGAUUUUCCACGGACUUUUCCGGCGUGUUAAGAAAGUUUAUAAUGCAAACUCAUUGAACAAUGUGAAGAAUUUCUUUUAAUUAGACGAUAUGAUUAUUUAUUUCAAGGAGAUAUAUUCAUAAAAUAUAGGGACGUAUAUCGUACAUGUGUAAAUAAAGACAUUUAUCUUGAUGAGAAAAA